Molecule: messenger RNA, 1945 nt
Organism: Cucurbita moschata (crookneck pumpkin)
Lineage: Eukaryota; Viridiplantae; Streptophyta; Magnoliopsida; Cucurbitales; Cucurbitaceae
Product: UDP-glucuronic acid decarboxylase 1
Exons: 8
Coding region: 217-1533 (438 amino acids)
Biological process (GO): D-xylose metabolic process
Cellular component (GO): cytoplasm
Molecular function (GO): UDP-glucuronate decarboxylase activity; NAD+ binding
Source: RefSeq, a predicted model, not a curated record
CAAUUACCUAACGCUUUAAUCCAGAUGGGAAAUUUUGGUGAUCUCUUAGGUACCGAAUGGUUGAAAUUCGAUCUUAAGGUUCAUAACACUUCAAUUAUGCAUCCAAAUUUCUGAAAAUUCUUACUAGGAAACUCCCUACUCGACUUCUCGUUGUCUUGAUUUGUAAUCACAUUCAGAAGCUACUGUGAAUCGAUUUCAGCGACGCGCCAUUGAGCAAUGCAGAGCAUCAAACAGCUCCAUAAGCAAUCCAGCAUCAAUCACCGGCGGGAUGAAGAAGUUUCGACGGUUUCAACAUCGCCGUAUUCGCCAAAAGCUCUCAAGCACCCCAGAUCUCUGCCUAGAUCCAUCAAUUACCUGUUCCGAGAGCAGAGGCUUCUGUUUGUUUUUGUCGGCAUUUUAAUUGGCUCUACGUUUUUCAUUCUCCAGCCCACUCUGUCCCGUAUUGGCCCCUCUGAAGCUGGUUCUGCAAUUCGCAGAUCGUUUUCUACAAGUUUGACGAGCAGAGACGAGGUUUCGGGGUCGGGGAUAUAUGGAUUUGGUAAAACGGGAGGCAGAAUCCCCGUCGGUAUUGGCCGCCGGAGGUGGAGGAUUGUUGUCACCGGUGGAGCUGGAUUUGUGGGAAGUCAUCUUGUGGAUAAGCUAAUUGAACGAGGGGAUGAUGUGAUUGUCAUUGAUAACUUCUUCACUGGUAGAAAGGAGAAUUUGGUGCAUCAUUUGCGAAAUCCACGAUUCGAGCUCAUUCGACAUGAUGUGGUUGAGCCAAUUCUUUUGGAGGUGGAUCAAAUCUAUCACUUGGCUUGUCCAGCUUCUCCUGUUCAUUACAAGUACAAUCCUGUCAAGACUAUUAAGACAAAUGUAAUGGGUACCUUGAAUAUGCUUGGCUUGGCAAAGAGAAUUGGGGCUAGAUUUCUACUUACGAGUACGAGUGAGGUUUAUGGUGAUCCACUUGAGCAUCCUCAGAAGGAAACAUAUUGGGGAAAUGUAAAUCCCAUAGGCGAGAGAAGCUGCUAUGAUGAGGGCAAGAGAACUGCAGAGACCUUAGCUAUGGAUUAUCAUAGAGGUGCUGAAGUUGAGGUUCGAAUUGCUCGUAUUUUUAAUACAUACGGACCCCGUAUGUGUUUAGAUGAUGGGCGUGUUGUUAGCAACUUUGUUGCACAGGCCAUCCGCAAACAGCCAUUGACUGUUUAUGGUGAUGGAAAGCAAACACGGAGCUUUCAAUAUGUCUCUGACUUGGUUAACGGACUGGUCGCGCUAAUGGAAGGUGAACAUGUAGGGCCUUUCAACUUGGGUAAUCCAGGAGAAUUUACCAUGCUUGAGCUGGCUGAGGUUGUCAAAGAAACUAUAGAUCCAAGUGCGACAAUAGAGUUUAGAGCAAAUACUGCUGAUGAUCCUCACAAGAGAAAACCUGACAUUAGCAAAGCAAAGUCAUUGCUCAACUGGGAGCCCAAGGUCGCCCUGAGAGAAGGACUGCCUCUCAUGGUGAGCGACUUCCAGAAGCGCAUUUUGAUUGAAGAUGAAGGGAAAGGUUUCUAAUGAAGAAAAUUGCUAGGAAUUCGACAAAUCUAUGCUGUUGGUGAAAAGGUCGGUCUUCUCGGCCAGAUGCUUUGUUUUCUUAACCGAGCACGCUUCGGCAACCUGAUGUACGGUUUUUAGAAGCAGGCCUAUCUGUUUGUAUGGGCAUUGAAUGUCCUCUCUGGGCAUGUCACUCUCACUUGCCCCAUUACACUUCAUAGAUGUAUCGCUGCAAAUACAUCACAUUCGUAUAUUGUAUUUGUCAACAUGAAUGAUAUGAUGAUGGUGUGGAACUGUUUCUUGAAGUUUUGCUUCACACAGCCAUCUAGUAUGAAUUUCCCUUUCAUUUCUUUGUUUGUUUGGUGAAUGAUUUCAACUUUAUUGCUGGUGAUGCGGUGGUUGAAUCUUAUUGAAAUGAUUGGGAAUUUGUGGA